Cricetulus griseus (Chinese hamster) is the source of this 873-nucleotide messenger RNA. RefSeq names its product N-acetyltransferase 2 (arylamine N-acetyltransferase) (gene Nat2). Lineage: Eukaryota; Metazoa; Chordata; Mammalia; Rodentia; Cricetidae. The record is from RefSeq and is marked provisional. Gene Ontology annotation, molecular function: acetyltransferase activity.
AUGGACAUUGACGCGUACUUUGAAAGGAUUGGUUAUCAGAAUUCCAGGAACAAACUGGACUUGCAAACAUUAACUGAAAUCCUUCAGCACCAGAUACAAACUAUUCCCUUUGAGAACUUGAACAUCCAUUGUGGGGAAUCCAUGGAGCUGGGCUUAGAGACUAUCUUUGAUCAAAUUGUGAAGAAGAAGAGGGGUGGGUGGUGUCUUCAGGUUAAUCAUCUCCUGUACUGGGCUCUGACAAAAAUGGGCUUUGAAACCACAAUGUUGGGAGGGUAUGUCUUUAACACUCCAGCUAAUAAGUAUAGCAGUGGUAUGAUUCACCUUCUAGUACAGGUGACCAUCAGUGACAGGAACUACAUUGUUGAUGCUGGAUUUGGACGUUCCCUCCAGAUGUGGGAGCCUCUGGAGUUAGCCUCAGGGAAGGACCAGCCUCAAGUGCCUGCCAUCUUCCGUUUGACAGAAGAGAAUGAAACCUGGUACUUGGACCAAAUCAGAAGAGAACAAUAUGUUCCAAACCAAGAAUUUGUUAACUCAGACCUCCUUGAGAAGAACAAAUACAGAAAGAUCUAUUCUUUUACUCUUGAACCCCGUACUAUUGAGGACUUUGAGUCCAUCAAUGCCUACCUUCAGACAUCACCAGCAUCCGUGUUUACAAGCAAAUCAUUUUGUUCUUUGCAGACCCCAGAAGGGGUUCACUGUUUAGUGGGCUGCACCCUCACCUAUAGGAAAUUCAGUUAUAAGGACAAUGUAGAUCUUGUGGAGUUUAAGAGUCUGAAGGAGGAAGAAAUAGAAGAUGUACUCAAAACUAUAUUUGGCAUUUCUUUAGAGAAAAAACUUGUGCCCAAGCAUGGUGAUAGGUUUUUUACCAUUUAG